AUUACUUAUCAAUUUUUCCAUUGGAGGAAGGGAACACCCUUUGCUGAAGAUCAGGGUAUAUACAAUAAUUUGACAUGGUGGGAACAAAUAGAUAAUGGCAAGCAACUUACACGUAAUAGGAAGUUUUUGACUGUCGUGCCUGUUGUCCUGUACUUGAUAGCUUCGCACACGACCGACUACCAACAACCGAUGCUCUUUCUGAAUACCGUUGCAGUGAUCGUAUUGGUCAUCGCCAAAUUCCCAAACAUGCACAAAGUUCGCAUCUUCGGAAUCAAUGCAGAUCGUUGAUCGGUGGAUCUUUCUACUUCCAGAAACCCUAAGAGAGAGGAGGUUAGUGUGGUGUUCUAAACAUUAUGGCCACGUUGCAUGGUUUCCAUUGUACAGGACUGCAUGUUGUAGAAACUAAUAAUGUUGGUGUGAUGCUGUGUUAUAGCUUUUAGAGCAAAAGAAUGUGUAGACUUCUUAAAGUGUUUCGGGUCUUGUUAUAUUCUGCGUCGUGUAUAGUUCUUAGGGUUUUUUUUUGAGGCUUGUGGUGUAUAAUCUUUUACUGUCCUUAACUAUGGUUUGUGUGUCUAAGUCUCAGUUAUAUAUCUCAGUAAGUAGUGUUUGUAGCAACUUACAUGAUAUCAGCAUACUUAUCUUAUUGUAUUUGGGAUUCU
This is a messenger RNA of Phalaenopsis equestris, 659 nucleotides long. RefSeq names its product ORM1-like protein 3. Gene Ontology annotation, biological process: intracellular sphingolipid homeostasis; ceramide metabolic process; negative regulation of ceramide biosynthetic process. The record is from RefSeq and is a predicted model, not a curated record. NCBI's taxonomy places the organism in Eukaryota, Viridiplantae, Streptophyta, Magnoliopsida, Asparagales, Orchidaceae. Gene Ontology annotation, cellular component: endoplasmic reticulum membrane.